AAAAGCCUUGUUCUCUCAUCCGCUUCUCUUGCCUUGCUCUCCUUGGGACACAGGUGCAGCUCCAGCCUCAAGCCAUGUCCUGCUACAACCCAUGCCUGCCCUGCCAGCCCUGCGGCCCAACCCCACUGGCCAACAGCUGCAAUGAGUGCUGUGUCCGGCAGUGCCAGGACUCCACCGUUGUCAUCGAGCCUUCUCCAGUGGUGGUGACUCUGCCCGGACCCAUCCUCAGCUCCUUCCCACAGAACACCGUCGUGGGAUCCUCCACCUCCGCUGCUGUUGGCAGCAUCCUCAGUGAUGCGGGAGUGCCCAUCAACUCCGGGGGCUUUGGCCUCUCCGGCUUGUCUGGCUUCGGCGGCCGCUACUGUGGCAGGAGAUGCUUCCCCUGCUAAAGCUGCUGACCAUGGCCCUGGGGAAGAUCCCCAUGGACACCCAAGUUGGUCCCACACUGGGGACAGAACAUGGACUUGUAGCUUUGAGAGGGGCUGAGCAAUCCCAGCACCCCUUGCAAAAUGACAGGGUCAGUCUGGGCUUUUGCAAAGCACAGCCCAUGCCUGCUUUUCCCCUCUGCCACUCUCGCCUUUCCCUCCCAUGUCCUUGUUCUCUUGUGCUCCCCUGGGCUGUGAGCCUCACCAAGCAGCCUAGGGAGGACCUGCUGGCCUUGCUCCCUCUUUGGGGCAGGCAGAUGGACACCUGGUGGCAUCUCUGCCACAGCCAUGGGGUACAGGCUCUCCUCUGCUCCUGGUUGUCCCUACAACAGGAUCUCCACUCCAAGUGACUUCAUCUCCCUCUUUUGACUCAUUAAAGUUCUGCUGCAUCCCA
This is a messenger RNA of Cuculus canorus (common cuckoo), 819 nucleotides long. RefSeq names its product feather keratin 3. Gene Ontology annotation, molecular function: structural constituent of cytoskeleton. The transcript is spliced from 2 exons. The record is from RefSeq and is a predicted model, not a curated record. Gene Ontology annotation, cellular component: intermediate filament. NCBI's taxonomy places the organism in Eukaryota, Metazoa, Chordata, Aves, Cuculiformes, Cuculidae. The coding region runs from base 75 to 389 and encodes 104 amino acids.